AUGAAUCCACACUCUUCUCCCAUUGCCUCCCCCACCAAGGCAACCGCUUCGAGACACUCCCCGCGACCCUCCACCGACUCUCAUCACGAACCAGCAUCACCUUUCCUACACAAUCUGACCUCUCGACUACGAAAAGGCUCAAAUGCAAGCUCCCUUUCUACUGGUGAGACUUCUUCCAAGAAUCAAGAUCCAAUCACCAAAACCGAGUCCACUCGCUCUGCCAGGCGUGCGGUUCUAUCAUUGGUGCGAACAGACUGGGAAUAUCCUCCCGGCGUCCCUACCACCACUUUGAAUGACUCUGCCAUUCCGAGGGAGCCCCUUGGGUAUCGUGUUCGAGAAGACCCUUACUCGGAUCUCGAGGCGGAAGAAAUCUUCGCAAGGCGCCGCACCAAGAAUGAUCCAUACAAGUUCGAGAGCCCGGACUCAAUAGGUGUUCAUGUCGCAGAGCGGAAACGCAAACGUCAACAAUCUUUGGAAGAAGAACUGACCUGGAACAAAGGCCUUCGAACAUGGUCAGACAGGCGCGAUGCAUGGACUGGCGCAGUCAAGCAGAAGCCGCGAAAGCACGUCUCCCACUCGUCUAAGAGCAACGAGAAGGAGUUUCGGCAUCACAAAUCUCGGCUGUCGCAAUCCAUCACACAUCAACGCAAUGCAUCUGCUUCGACCGAUGGUUCUUGGCCACUUUCGCCUUCUUCCCCUGCGCCAGGAGAGUCAUCGUCCAUCGACUCCAUGGCCGACCAAGUCUCCCCUACGAACGACCAGAACAACCCCUUCUCAGAACAAGGACCGUGGCUACCCGUCUACCCACCACUGAUACCCGAAGAAGAUUCCGCCCGACUACGCAUCAAGCCCGCCGCCUACACAACCAUCUACUCGAAAAUCGUGGUUCAAUCACUCUCCCCUAAUGUCCCCAUCCCACUUACACACAUGAUUCCCGCUCUCGUCGAAGGCUGGAAAGCAGAAGGAAACUGGCCACCUCCACCGUCGAUGCUGCCACCACAAGACCUGAAAAAGGGUCGGAAAUCCUCUACCUUCCUCCGGUGGCGUAAGGAACACCAGGCGGAAAUGAAAGGUGCCGAGGCCGUCACCUAUCACGAGGAUGGCAAGUCUCGAGUUCGUCGGAGUAUUGGGCUGAUGAAGAAGGUUCUCGGCGCAGCUCAUGAUGACGAUGGGUUGGAGGAGCUGGGAAUCGAGUUCCGCGAGCAGGAUGCCGUCGAAAUUGAGAAGAAUGUUGCCUUGAAUAAAGCCUUGGUUUAG
This is a messenger RNA of Exophiala bonariae, 1257 nucleotides long. RefSeq lists its product as uncharacterized. The coding region runs from base 1 to 1257 and encodes 418 amino acids. The transcript has a single exon. Lineage: Eukaryota; Fungi; Ascomycota; Eurotiomycetes; Chaetothyriales; Herpotrichiellaceae. The record is from RefSeq and is a predicted model, not a curated record.